Symbiodinium necroappetens is the source of this 259-nucleotide messenger RNA. NCBI's taxonomy places the organism in Eukaryota, Dinophyceae, Suessiales, Symbiodiniaceae. The record is from the annotation of a GenBank genome assembly.
AUGGCCUACGAGGAUGCGGGUGGCUGGGUGGAUGCCCGCCGCAGCUUCAAGGGCACCUACAGCGCCUGGCUCACGAAGGUAAAAGGUGAUGGGGCAAAGGCGCGUUGGUUCUCGAGCACGACAAAGAGAUAUUUCACGAUCGACUUCAAUGCGCAGCUUUUUUUCUAUGCGCAUUCGGAAAGUGACAAGACUGUCUCUCAUCCAAUUCGCUUCAAGGACAUCGUAGCAGCGGACCAGCUGCCGAUCUCCGAUUCGAAAA